AUGGCUCGAGUCUCAGCUCUUCUUUCGUUUUCCUUAACACUUUUGGUCUUUCUCCAUGGCUACACAGCUCAACAAUCUCAACAAACUCAGCAAGCUCAGUUUCCAAACGAGUGUCAGCUCGACCAGCUCAAUGCGCUCGAGCCGUCACACGUACUCAAGUCCGAGGCUGGUCGCAUCGAGGUUUGGGACCACCAUGCUCCUCAGCUACGUUGCUCUGGAGUCUCUUUCGUACGUUACAUCCUUGAAGAAAAGGGCCUUUACUUGCCUUCUUACUUGAACACUGCUAAGCUCUCCUUCGUCGCUAGCGGACGAGGUCUUAUGGGGAGAGUGAUCCCGGGAUGUGCCGAGACAUUCCAAGACUCGUCAGUGUUCCAACCACGUGGUGGCAGCCAGUACGGAGAAGGUCAGGAAGGUCAACAGGGCCAAGGUCGCCAAGGCCGAGGUCAACAAGGCCAGGGUCAACAGGGUCAGGGACAACAUGGCCAGGGACAACAGGGCCAGGGCCAGAGACAACAAGGCCAAGGAUUCCGUGACAUGCACCAGAAAGUAGAGCACAUAAGGAGCGGAGACACCAUCGCCACACAACCCGGUGUAGCCCAGUGGUUCUACAACGAGGGACAGCAACCACUUAUCAUUGUCGCUGUUAUGGAUUUAGCUAGCCACCAGAACCAGCUCGACCGCAACCCAAGGCUGGAAACAACCAGCAAGGCCAGGAAUGGAUAA
This is a messenger RNA of Arabis nemorensis, 723 nucleotides long. Lineage: Eukaryota; Viridiplantae; Streptophyta; Magnoliopsida; Brassicales; Brassicaceae. The record is from the annotation of a GenBank genome assembly.